This is a messenger RNA of Xenia sp. Carnegie-2017, 3439 nucleotides long. RefSeq names its product ankyrin repeat domain-containing protein 12-like. Gene Ontology annotation, molecular function: protein binding. NCBI's taxonomy places the organism in Eukaryota, Metazoa, Cnidaria, Anthozoa, Malacalcyonacea, Xeniidae. The coding region runs from base 175 to 3249 and encodes 1024 amino acids. The record is from RefSeq and is a predicted model, not a curated record. Gene Ontology annotation, cellular component: nucleoplasm. The transcript has 12 exons.
AUUGUCUGUAAAUUCCCAACGUGUGUUAGCGACUGGAUAAUAAAUUACGGUAUUUUGUAUGAUUUUGUCGAUAUUCUCAGCAAGUACUAUCAAAAUCUGUUAAAAUAAGUAUAUACAGUUUACAUUAGCGAUUAUUGUUUUGUGAAAGCGGUGAGAAUCAAGGAAAUACCGAGCAUGGAACUAAGUCCUGAAGUGAAAUCAUUUGAAGUGGAUGUUGACCUUUGUACACCAACUCAAACCUUUGACAAUCUACAUCGAAAUGUGAAUGAUAAAGAACUUACAAAUCUCACCUCAACCACCACUAAGACACCUGAGAAAGACUGCCCACAGAAGUCAUCCAAGCGAAAACUUAUAUGGCAAAAAACAGAUCAAAAGUCAGGAGAACAAAGUGAAAUAAAGAAGCAAAAACCUGAUUUCAAAUAUCCAAACAACAAAAUAAAGGAAAGCUUAAAGCAUCCUCUUACAGAGCGUCAACAACUUGCUUAUCUUCUUGCAUCAACUGUUGAAACCAUACCUCAUGAUGAUGACGAAAUGUUUACAAAGAUAAAAACACGUGGUAGACAGGGCAAUAAACAUGUCAAUCCACGUGUACUUAAACGAAAUGAACGUGGAGAGACAGCUUUACACAUUGCUGCAAUCAAAGGAGACGUUUUAAGUUUAAAAAGAUUGCUAAAAGAUGGAGCAGACAUCAGAGUCAAGGACUUUGCAGGCUGGACAGCUCUUCAUGAAGCUUCAAACCACGGAAGACUUGAAGCUGCAAAACUUUUAGUAAAACACGGUGCUGAUGUUAAUGCUUCAGGUUUUGAGGGUGAUACGCCAUUACAUGAUGCUGUUAUAAAUGAUCACGUUGAGCUUGCAAAUUUUUUGUUAUCUCGUGGAGCUCGUCCUCAUCAAGAAAAUGCACGUCGAAAGACAUGCGCAGAUCUCAUUCGUAGCAAAGAAAUGAAUACAUUGUUUAAGAUGUAUGAUGUUGACACUGUCUUUGAUAAUAACCACGUUGAAGUUAACGAAAAUAAAACUAAACUUUCUGCUCCCGAAAUCAAGUCACGUGGUUCAGAACGAGGUCACAAAAGAGGUUCCAUCCUUGGGAACGAUAUACAACGAAGAGAAACACAAGGUAUAUCAAAGAUGGAGAAACCCAUUAUGUACAUAUGUAAACUCGAACCCAGUAAUGAUGAAGUGACCGUGCAUACUACCAAGUUGAUGACGUCAUAUGUGAUUAAUGAACAUCGUGGAAAAAAGAGAGAUGAACUUAAUCAUGAUGCACUUACGAUGGUAAAGGCUGAAACAAAUGAAAAUGUUGAAGUAAGAAAACCUGAUGUGGAAUUGAAUUUCGGCAAAGACAACAACGGAAAAAGGUCAUGUGUUAGUAAUGUUAAACAACUAAACAUCGAAGGGAAAGAAAAUAUCGAAGGUUUAUCGAAAAAUAAACUUUCUUUUCAAGAAAAGAAUGACGAGACAUCAAAGAACAAAUUUGAGACAAAUACGGAUGAGAAAACUAAUGAAAGAUCAUUUAUUGACUUUUGUAGUCAAAAUGAUUGUGAAGAAAUGGUGUCUCAAAGUGAGGAAAAAGAUGUUGGCGUGGAUACAAAUAAUUUUGAGUCAUCAAAAAUUCCUCGAACAGGGUUAAAGUCAUCCUGUUUGGAUGAACCAAAUUUCUCAUCAGAAGUUAUGGAGGUUGUCAUAAGAAAAACACAUGAUGAUUAUCACAUUGAUGAUGAAGAUAAUGGAACUCAAUCAAUUGAACAAACUUUAAUUGAGAUGUCAGAUUUAAUUCAUUUAAAGUUAGAUAAAGUUGACGAUGGUACAAAGGUGGAUAUGAGUGAUAGACGGGACAACAAGAGAUCGGAAAGUGAGUUGAAGUUAGAGCAUGUUGACGAUGGUACAAAGGUGGAUAUGAGUGAUAAAAGGGAUAUCAAGAGAUCGGAAUGUGAGUUGAAGUUAGAGAAUGUUGGCGAUAGUACAAAGGUGGACAUGAGUGAUAAAAGGGAUAUCAAGAGAUCAGAAAGUGAUUUGAAGUUAGAGAAUGUUGACGAUGGUACAAAGGUGGAUAUGAGUGAUAAAAGGGAUAUCAAGAGAUCGGAAAGUGAGUUGAAGUUAGAGUAUGUUGACGAUGGUACAAAGGUGGACAUGAGUGAUAAAAUUGAGGGUAGAUGUUUACCACCUAAAGUUGAAGGAUUUAAUGAUGUUACAGCAGAGAACGAUGAAACUAUUGCGGUUGAAGUCUUGUCAACUGGUUUUUUAUCAGGAUUUGCUGAAGUAUGUGUUGAUAAUUCAUUUGAUGAUCUUCCUUUGAAAAACAAUUCAAAGGACGAUACAUCCACCAUAAUAUGUGUUGAUGACUUUAUCCAGUCUGAUGAAACUUUAUCGCAAGAAGAAAUCGUUGACAAUUUCCUGAAGAAAGAAAAUGAAAGGAAGAAGACGGAAGAACAACGUCUUGUCAUAUUUAAUGGUCGUGCGACAAAAAAUACAGAAAAUUCCGCUGAUUUUCUACUAAAUCAAGAAGGUCAGAAUAAAAGGGGGCCAAGAAAUGAUACUGAUUUAAGAAGAGCAAGAGAUGACAAAAAAUUGAGCAAUUUUACUCUACAGAAAGAUUCGAACUUGACAUGUUCUAAGUCCUUGUCUAGUCGUCAAACAAAACAAGACUUAUCCUGUGGAAAUAAAAGUGGAAAACGAAGAAAAGGCAAAAGUUCGCAGAGUAUGAACACAAGCAGCACUUCUUGGAGAUCACUUCUUAAUCAUGAAAGAUGUCAGUCAUCUGAGAUCAUCGUGCCUGGCUCAAAUAAAUUUCUCAUGAAAACGAAGCACUACGAAUUAGCAAAAGACUGGAAAGAAGAAAAGGCUGUUCAAUUAUUACCAUCAUUGGCGACAAAGAAACAAGACGCCCCUGAAAAAUACGAAGAUGCCAAGGAACACUUAUCGAGGAAACAGAAAAGCGAACAGGAUAAACUUCAACUAUGCUUAGAACAAGAGAUUAUAAGAUAUUAUAAAAGGAAGGCUUACAAUGAUCGUAAUGAAAUGGAACCACCAGGAGCGUGUAGCAUUAUACAAUGGCAAAUGAUGACAUCACAACAAAUAAAUAACGAGAAAAAAAAGUUGGAGAAACAAGCGUGUGCCUCGAAAGAACAAUUUGGUUCUGGCAUUUACGAUGAAAUAUUUAAGAAGUACGAAAAUAUUAUGAGAGUAAUGACAAUACGACACAAACACGAACAGAAUGCAUUGAAGGCAGUUUUUAAAGUUCGAAUUUAAUUGCAAGUAUUAUUCUGAUUGUGUUGCUAACGUUAUUUGUUAUUGGCUGCAAGUUUACCAAUGUGUGUUCUGGAGAUUAUGACUAGAAGGUUAAAUGUUUCUAUGUUAGAUAAAAUGAAUGGUGUUUUAUCCUUGGUGAUUAUUAAAUUUGAGGCUAAGAUUUUCUUAAGCCUUUUUUAAAACAAUUAAA